AUGGCGGGCGAUAAUCUACCCCAAGGUGAGGUGAUCGGGAUCGUGAUUGGAGCUAUUGUGCUGUUUGGGAUUAUCAGCAUUGUGCCGAUUAUCAUCAUGUUCUUGCAUCGACGCCGUGCUGCCAACCGAGCUGCAAAUGAGACCCACAACCGUACGUCGCCGAUGCAGCAGACCUGCGUGGAGCAAUGGCUGGAGGAGCAGAAUGUCUCGAGCGAUAUUGAGCGAUAUGCCCACGAUACCUGGUACGUUGUGAACCUGUUUCAUCGCUUUGCGACUUCCCGCAUAUACGUGGGGCCUAGCCUUGAUGCCGUCUUGGCCCGGAAGAGCAGGAUGAUGUGA
This is a messenger RNA of Penicillium canariense, 339 nucleotides long. RefSeq lists its product as uncharacterized. The coding region runs from base 1 to 339 and encodes 112 amino acids. The record is from RefSeq and is a predicted model, not a curated record. The transcript is spliced from 2 exons. NCBI's taxonomy places the organism in Eukaryota, Fungi, Ascomycota, Eurotiomycetes, Eurotiales, Aspergillaceae.